This is a messenger RNA of Parathielavia appendiculata, 909 nucleotides long. RefSeq lists its product as uncharacterized. Lineage: Eukaryota; Fungi; Ascomycota; Sordariomycetes; Sordariales; Chaetomiaceae. The record is from RefSeq and is a predicted model, not a curated record. The transcript has a single exon. Bases 239 to 739 code for a protein of 166 amino acids.
UGGUGCCCAAGCAUCUGGCUGGUCGCGUCCACGUGACGGUCCACGCCAGCCCGACGCCGAGCCGCCGUAGCGAUGAGGAGCGUGGCACGGAUCGAGAUGAUAAUCGCAUGGGGGGCAGCGAUAUCCCGAUGGAUGUCAUUCAUCAGCGUACCGACGUGGAAUGGAGGGUGGAACAACGGAACGGGCCGGUCCCAUGACACCGAGUCGUGGAGUUUUGCACACAGGUUAUUAGGUAAUAAUGCAUGCAGAAGAUGGCGAAAGUGAUGGAUUAAGAACAGGAAGAGCUGAGUUAGCAGAUGGACAGUAUGUGAAGAUACCCGCCCAAGCAUGGCAUCACGCUCUUGCUCACAUUGAUUCUGCCGGUCCAUUGAUUCGAUGUGGUCCUGGACUGGCCAAAUGUACCUCAGCAGGGCCAGCUAGCCUCGCUGCAGACAUGGCACAAUUCCACCACGUGGACAAGUGCACUAUUGACACUACGCCUCCAGCUCCAGUCUGUCGGGACGCGAGGCAGCCCGGGAUUGGUCGAGAUACGGACGUCUUCGGCAGUCCCGUUCAGCUGGACCACCAAGAGGUACAUUUAAUGAAAUUUGAUAAGUACAGUACCUCCGUCGGUCAACACCGUGGCACCAAUUGGGCAAUGUGGGAGUUGGAUGUGAUGAUCGGUAGGCAGGUAUUGUACACUUCAACCCUAUUGUGUCCAUCCGACACAAAAAUCACUGGCAGUUUCUCCAUCACAUGAAUUGAUAAAGGCGAGAGGGACAGGAGGAGCCCUUAGUCUCACCUUAGAAGACAAGUAGAACAUGAGGAAGAGGAAGCACUGAAUUUGUGAAGGGAGAGAAAAGAUGGGGAUAAAGGAAGGAGAAACCGGGAGAAAAUGGUAGCUGUAACAUGAGGUGGCUUCAGGAUUCU